Molecule: messenger RNA, 1962 nt
Organism: Penicillium odoratum
Lineage: Eukaryota; Fungi; Ascomycota; Eurotiomycetes; Eurotiales; Aspergillaceae
Product: putative serine/threonine protein kinase
Exons: 3
Coding region: 1-1962 (653 amino acids)
Biological process (GO): intracellular signal transduction; peptidyl-serine phosphorylation
Cellular component (GO): spindle pole body
Molecular function (GO): protein serine/threonine kinase activity; ATP binding
Source: RefSeq, a predicted model, not a curated record
AUGGCUGUCGAUAUCGCUGAUGACCGUCUUGGUCUACGUCUACCAAACCCUCCACCACUGCUACACACGCGUUCGGGCAAUGAAACUUUUGAUCGUCCCUCCACUCCGGGCCAUGGAUUCACCAGUCCCCCACAGACCCCCCACGGAAGUCCCAGCAAGUCGCGGGCACCACCGGGCGCGUUGGAUCUCCCCAAUGUCUUCGACAAUGCUAUGAAACUCACUCCCACAUCUCCUUCCAAAUCCACCCAUAAUCACUUCAAUCAUCCCAUGUUCACGGCCGACAGGAGCAACAUCGAGGAUUUUAAUGAGAGUGUUAUCCAUCAGCGCCCAACCAGCCCAACACGCAAGGCCAACAAGGAAAACACACCUCCCACCACCCGCACCCCAAAGGACUUGGGCUCAAAGCCGACUGCAGCAGCCAUCUCUCGACAUGAGCCAUACCAGCCUCGCGAUGCAGAUACUUCUAAGCGACAGGUCCAGCUGCGCGGCCUGACCCCCGAGGAAAUGGAGAAGCUGCAACAGCCCCGGGUUAAGCGCCUCACAAAUGUCACCCAACUUUAUUUCCUUGACCAUUACUUCGAUCUCCUGAGUUACGUCCACAAUCGUCAAACCCGCCACUCACAAUUCAAAGCCGCAUACCCCGAUCCCCCGGGGACACCAAAUGAAGAAUAUGAGCCCGCACUCUUGAAAUACCUUGGUCGCGAACGGGCACACCUGCGCAAGCGUCGCACACGUCUGCGCCAGCAUGACUUCCAGAUCCUGACGCAGGUCGGCCAGGGUGGAUAUGGACAGGUGUACCUCGCCCAGAAGAAAGAUACCCGGGAGGUCUGCGCGUUGAAAGUGAUGAGCAAGCGACUUCUCUUCAAGCUGGACGAGAUCCGACACAUUCUUACCGAGCGCGACAUUCUCACCGCGGCCAAGAGCGAGUGGCUUGUCAGGUUGUUGUAUGCAUUCCAGGAUGAUAACCAGAUUUAUUUGGCGAUGGAGUAUGUCCCCGGUGGAGAUUUCCGUACCCUCUUGAAUAACACCGGUGUUCUGCACAAUCGGCACGCGCGGUUUUACAUUGCCGAGAUGUUCAGCUGCGUUGACGCGUUGCAUAUUCUGGGCUAUAUUCAUCGUGAUCUCAAGCCGGAGAACUUCCUUAUUGAUUCAACGGGCCAUGUCAAACUUACUGACUUUGGUCUGGCGGCUGGCAUGUUGAAUCCUGGGAAGAUCGAGUCGAUGCGGGUCAAGCUGGAGGAAGUGGGUAAUACCCCGGUUCCGUUUGGUCGACCCAUGGAACAGCGUACGAUGGCCGAGCGACGACAGGGCUACCGAACUCUCCGCGAGCGGGAAGUCAACUACGCCAAAUCUAUUGUCGGGUCACCUGAUUACAUGGCUCCGGAAGUCUUGAAGGGCGAACAAUACGAUUUCACCGUCGAUUACUGGAGUCUAGGGUGCAUGCUCUUUGAAGCACUGGCGGGUUACCCGCCUUUCGCUGGUGCAUCAGUCGACGAGACAUGGCAGAAUCUGAAGCGUUGGCAAAAGGUACUCCGCAAGCCCGUCUACGAAGAUCCGAACUACUUCCUUUCCCGACGCACGUGGGAUCUGAUCACGAAACUCGUCGCGGCAAAGGAGCAACGAUUUAAGAAUAUUCAAGAGAUUCACGCCCAUGAUUAUUUCGCCGAAGUCGAUUUCAAUAACUUGCGAGAUCAACGUGCUCCUUUCGUCCCGGAACUGGAUUCAGAGACCGACGCCGGAUACUUUGAUGAUUUCAGCAACGAGUCCGAUAUGGCCAAGUACAAGGAGGUACACGAUAAACAGCGUGCUCUGGAGGAUAUGGCCGACCGCGAAGAUAAAAUGGGCAAGGGAUUGUUUGUUGGAUUUACAUUCCGUCAUCGCAAACCUGCAGUCGAUAGUGCAGGCCGUAGUUCUCCCCGCAAGCCUAUUGCAACAGACGGAAGCUUCGGAACGAUGUUUUAA